Messenger RNA from Monascus purpureus, 519 nucleotides. The record is from the annotation of a GenBank genome assembly. Lineage: Eukaryota; Fungi; Ascomycota; Eurotiomycetes; Eurotiales; Aspergillaceae.
AUGGGGCGUCUCAACGAGUACCAGGUUAUCGGGCGUCACCUGCCCACCGAGGCCAACCCCACGCCCAAGCUGUACCGCAUGCGCAUCUUCGCGCCCAACACCGUUGUGGCCAAGUCGCGGUUCUGGUACUUCCUCACCCAGCUCAGGAAGGUCAAGAAGGCCAAUGGCGAGAUCGUUAGCCUGAACGUGAUCAAUGAGAAGCGCCCUCUCAAGGUCAAGAACUUCGGUAUCUGGCUCCGCUAUGACUCUCGCUCCGGCACCCACAACAUGUACAAGGAGUUCCGCGAGAUGAGCCGGGCCGAGGCCGUUGAGUCCCUCUACCAGGACAUGGCUGCUCGUCACCGUGCCCGUUUCGGCUCUAUCCACAUCCUCAAGGUCGUUGAAAUCGACAGCGCAGACUCUAUCCGCCGUCCUUACAUCAAGCAACUCCUUUCCAAGAACCUCAAAUUCCCUCUUCCCCACCGCGCCGCCAAGAACAAGAGGAUCUACGCCUACUCGAGGCCUUCUACCUUUGCAUAA